Propithecus coquereli (Coquerel's sifaka) is the source of this 3731-nucleotide messenger RNA. It is a transcript of the gene LAMP2, whose product is annotated as lysosomal-associated membrane protein 2. NCBI's taxonomy places the organism in Eukaryota, Metazoa, Chordata, Mammalia, Primates, Indriidae. The record is from RefSeq and is a predicted model, not a curated record. Gene Ontology annotation, cellular component: autophagosome membrane. The coding region runs from base 42 to 1442 and encodes 466 amino acids. The transcript is spliced from 9 exons. Gene Ontology annotation, biological process: protein targeting to lysosome involved in chaperone-mediated autophagy; autophagosome maturation; cellular response to starvation.
GACAUUGGCUGUAAGCAAGCAAGAGCCCCGCCCCUAGUCUUAUGACUCGCGCUAAAGCGGCGAGUCCUGGCUUUUGCAGCGUUGUGGUCGGUGGUCACUGGUGCUCCCGCCCCAGGUCCAGCAAUCGUUUUCUCUGCUGGUGCUGCUCUUGUUGCCACCGCUGCCGCCGCCGCCGCCGCCCCCUGUUUUGCGGGAUCAUGGUGUGCUUCCGCCUCUCCUCCGUUCCAGGCUUGGGGCUCGUUCUGUUUUGCCUUGUCCUGGGAGUUGUCCGGUCUUAUGCAUUGGAACUUAAUUUGACAGAUUCAGGAAAAGCCACUUGCCUUUAUGCAAAAUGGCAUAUGAAUUUUACAAUACAGUAUGAAACUACAAACAAAACUUAUAAAACUGUAACCAUUUCAGACCUUGACACCGUGACAUAUAAUGGAAGCAUGUGUGGGGAUGAUCAGAAUGGUCCCAAAAUAGCAGUGCAGUUUGGAUCUGGUAUUUCCUGGAUGGUGAAUUUUACCAUGGUGUCAUCAUCAUCUUCUUAUUCAAUUGACAGCAUCUCAUUUUCCUACAAUACUAGUAAUAGAACAAUGUUUCCUGAUGCCGAAGAUAAAGGAAUUGUUACUGUUUAUGACCAUCUGGCAAUCAAAGUUCCAUUGAAUGUCAUCUUUAGAUGCAAUAGUUUAUUAACUUUAGAAAACAACAAUGUCGUCCAGCGCUAUUGGGAUGUUCUUGUACAAGCUUUUGUCCAAAAUGGCACAGUGAGCACAGAAGAGCAUCUGUGUGAUCAAGACAAAACUUCAACAACAGUAACACCCAUCAUUCACACCACUGUUCCAUCUCCUACCGCAAAACCCACUCCAGUGGAAAAACCAGAGAUCGGGAAGUAUUCGGUUAACAAUACCAAUGGUACUUGUCUGCUGGCUACCAUGAGGCUGCAGCUGAACAUCACUCAGGAUAAGGUUUCUUCGGUUUUUAACAUUAAGCCCAAUUCAACUGACUUCACAGGCAGUUGCGAUCCUCACACUGCUCUACUUAGGCUGAAUAGCAGCACCAUUAAGUAUCUUGACUUUGUCUUUGCCGUGAAAAAUGAAAACCGAUUCUAUCUGAAGGAAGUGAAUGUCAGCAUGUAUUUGGUUAAUGGCUCUGUUUUCAGCACUGUAAAUGAUAAUCUCAGCUACUGGGAUGCCCCCCUGGGAAGUUCUUAUAUGUGCAACAAAGAGCAGACUAUUUCAGUGUCUGGAGCAUUUCAGAUAAAUACCUUUGAUCUAAGAGUUCAGCCUUUUAAUGUGACAAAAGGAAAGUAUUCUACAGCUGAAGAAUGUUCUGCUGACUCUGACCUCAACUUUCUUAUUCCUGUUGCAGUGGGUGUGGCCUUGGGCUUCCUUAUAAUUGUUGUCUUUAUCUCUUAUAUGAUUGGAAGAAGGAAAAGUCGUACUGGUUAUCAGUCUGUGUAAUCAAUUAAAUCUAGUGAUUUUUGUUUUUUUUGCUAUCAGAAGUUAUGUUUCCAUUGGCUAAAAGCCAGGAAAUGCUGUGCAAUAGAUUGUUUAAGAUAUGCAGACUAACCUCAGUGAGUUGCUAGCUAACUUGGGCAUGAGUAGCACUUAUGUAAGAAAAAAUGUAUUAGAACCAAUUACUUUUUUUCUAUUUUUUCCUCCUUUGUCAAAGUGUAAUUGAAAGAAAAAUUUGGCUUAGAAUUUAAGUAAAUAAUGAUUUUAAGCCUCUGGAUCCAAUUAUGAGAGCAUUUCUACUGAAGUAUAAUUUUAUAUGUUGCAGUUACUUGUAUUUUACUACUUCGAUGUUAUUUGCAAAAUCAAAGCUGUUAGAUAAUGUACCUUGCUUCAGGAAAUAAAUUCAAGAACAUAAUGAAUUCAUUUUCAUUGGUGGAAAACAUAAAAUUUGAUUCAUAAUAAGACUUCCUUUACCCACCUCCUGAUCAGCAUUAUUUAAAUUUGUUUUUCUGUUAGUUAAAAAAAGAAAGAAGUGGCUUCAUGAUAUUGUAUUUAAUAGCAAAAGUUUGAAUGUUUUCUCCCAUACUGUUAGUGGCUACUAUAUUUUAACAAGAUGUCUUUUUUUUUCUUUCUGGAAUUUGGAAUAUAUUGAUUAUCUAUCUCAGACUUGACAUUUAUGCUGAAGGAUGAAGUAUGUGUUUUUUUUAAGGUGUUGAUUUAGAAUGGGUUAUGGUUUUUUAAGGUUAUGAUUUAGAGUGUUUUUUCUCUCAGAGCCUUAACUUGUUCAGAAAGUUAAUUCAUCCUGCACUAAAAAAAAAGCUUCUGUAUAGUACGUGUGCCUCCUGCACUUUCCCAUUCCCUAUAUGAGUAAGUUCUAGUUGAUAUUUUUAAUGUAUUGAUUUCUUUUUUCUCGCAGCAGCAAGUGCUAACUCUAAUGGCUAGUGGGCCCUGAUGUGUCAUCAGUCAGAUGGCUGCCUAGCUGGACCGAGAUUAUUCUGUAAAUUUGUUGAUCUUGAUAUAGACUUAUAUUCCUGUAAGGACCUCUAAUGGCUCUGGCUUCUGGUGUAAGGUACUAGAGACCACUCAUCCCUGUGUCUGCUUGAUUGGUUGAAUUGCCCUUCUAUUCGGAAACACAGUGUUGUGGUUGUCUAGGGCCCAAAUGGCUGCUUUGCACACCUAUCAUUAGCAUAAGGCAGAUGUUUACUUUAUCAAGCUAUUUUACCCACAUAUAACUAAAAACAAAAGUUCCCAAAGAUCUGCCUUUAUUUCAUAAAUUUUCCUUGGAUUAAAAAAUUAAGCCUGAACUUUAAAUAAAGUUAGUUUGUCAUUAAAUCCAAGGAUUAAGUCCCAAUCUACCUCUCAGCACAAUGCAGAUGCUCAUCAUCGUAUUGCUGCCGUUAACUGAUGCCAGAACUCUUUGCCAAUAACUGGAAUUACAAAAUUUUGUUAAAAAGAAAGAAAAUUCAACAUCUUUCUUUACUAUCUUUAUAUGUCUGUCCCCAAAACAUAUAUUCCAAACUGGAGUAGAAAGUCAGAUUGUUCAAUUGCAUAUCCUUUAGAAUUCUGUGGCUCUGAAUUGCAGAUUCAAGCUGUCCUCUAUUUGCUAAGUAUGUAAAGAAUGUUUUCUUUUAAAAUGUUCUCCUUUGAAAACAACUGCUUAUUUUUAUUUAGUAAAAGGCAUUUGAUCAAAAUGAUGGCACCAUAAAGAACAGUGGCUUCAUUCCAAUACAUAUUUUUGAGAUGGUUGUCUAGGAGCCAGAUUAGUUAAAUCAGCAUGUGACCUUGCUAGGUAUAUGAAUUUGGAAGUUCAGAUACAUACAAAAUCAUAGGUUCAUUUAAAAGUUUUCUACCUUUUGGGUAGGAGAUUAAUAUCACUAAUUUUUCAUUAGAUAUCAUGGCUCUAAGAUAACUAGCAAACGUGUCUUUAAUUCUUUGAGAAUUAAAAUACAAAAUAUUAACAGAGGAAAAAGCUGCUUCAACUCCAAUAAAAUACAGGAAACUCAAAAUCUACGAACUAAGUGCUCAAUUACCUUUGCUUACUGAGUUCAUUUUUAUGUCAGUACAACAGUGGAUCAGACAGUAGGACUUUGAACUCAUGAAUAUAAAGAAUUGCAUUUCACCUAAGCUAUUUUGGAAGAACUGAUGCUUGCUGCUACCUAAAGUUUUGGAUAUAUCAAUUUAGAGACCGAAUUAAUACCUGCAAAAUAAAGCAUACUGUGGUAUUCCUGUUUGAUCUGAUAUAUGUGAUUUUAGAUUGAUGGAUUAAAAAAUAAUAAAGAUCAUACAUUCCAUGCC